AAGUCUUUGACCUGCAGAUAGUCAGAGAUUGAUGUGAAAUAUUUAAUGAUUCAUGAGAUGGUAUACAAGAGGCUCUACCUAAUUACUGAUACAAUAUUGUAUUUGUAUUAUAUUACAGAAGAAUUAUUGCAUCUAAAUUUGAGUCCAUUGGCACCUUUGCUUCUGUUUACUGAGAUGGAUUCCUUGUGCGCUGUCACUGACUGUCAUCCUCAGUGUUUCUGUGAUUGCUAACUCUACAGCUUUGUAAGCAGAAAAAUCCGUUGCAAAAACCCUUGAAAUAAGAGCUCAAACUGAUGGAAAAGCAACUCAAAUAGGUGUAAUUUCCCUGAACUAUUGAGUGAAGUUGAGACUUGAACUUAGCAAAGAGCCUAUAGAAACUCUUUCUUCAGGCAUCUAUUCUUUUAGCAGUUGAAGGUAAAUUGCAUACCAAGAAGACUUGAAUCUCUUCAGGGUACCGAAAGCUAGAGUUUGGUCUGGGAUCAAACCCACUGGAAAUGUUUAAGAUAAGGAGAGAGUAAGUGUGUUUUGAACUGCAAGGACAUGUUAGGUCCUUGCUGGAUAGGUAGAGUUAUUUUAAAGUGACUUACGUCCCAGCACUCAGCAUUGAAACCAGAUUUCAAUGGAUGUUACAAAGUGAUUCACUGUGUUGAAAUUCACUUAUUGCUGUAGAAGAGCAAGUUCAGGGUGUGUUUGAAAUGUAUGGUUCUGAUUUCAGUGGUGAUCAAAUUAUUACUCAAAUUUCAUCUGUUGCAACCUUCAUCUUGCAGAAGGAGCAUUUCAGUUCAGAAAUGCAUCUGCUCAGCAAGACAAUUCUGUUGGUCCCUGAGUUAGUGAAGGGGUGAUAAAUAGGUUUUGGUGGAAAUGGAAGUCAGUGGUGCAAGAGAGUAAAAUUUUAGUGCUUCCCUGUUUUAAAUAUGGUUUUCAACUGUAAUGGGACAAUUGUGUAUCAAUUGAUCCAUGAUUCUAUACGUACAUGAGGACAAAUCACAACUUGCAGAAGUAGCAGAAGAAAUCAUGUCAAUAAAUGGUGGUGAAGAUCAUUAUUUGAAAAUAUUUCACCCUGGAGUCUAUUUACUGGGAAAGUAUGGGCAGAGGAAAAUCAGAGAAAUCCAAGAAAGAGAAGCAGCUGAAUACAUCGCCCAAGCACGAAGGCAGUAUCAUUUUGAAAGUAAUCAGAGGACAUGCAAUAUGACAGUGUUGUCAAUGCUUCCAACAUUGAGGGAUGCCUUAAUGCAUCAGUUAAAUUCUGAGAGUCUCACGUCUCUACUUAAAAAUAGGCCAGCAAACAAGUUAGAAAUAUGGGAGGAUUUAAAGAUAAUAAGUUUCACAAGAAGCAUUGUAUCUGUAUAUAGUACCUGUAUGCUAGUAGUUCUUUUGAGAGUCCAAUUAAAUAUUAUUGGUGGUUACAUCUACCUAGAUAAUGCUGCAGUCUGCAAAAAUGGCACAACACCAUUAGCUCCCCCUGAAGUCCAGCAGCAAUAUUUAUCAAGUAUUCAGCAUCUUUUAGGAGAUGGACUGACUGAGUUAAUAACUGUUGUUAAACAAGCUGUGCAUAAAGUUUUUGGAAGUGUUUCCCUUAAGCAAACCUUGUCUCUUUUGGAGCUGGAACAGAAACUUAAAGAUAUCAGGGAAGCAGUGGAAUAUAAAGAUUCAGAUAAGAUUGCAUCUUACUCUCCCUUGUGUCAUUAUUUGAUGCCAGAUGAAGAAAACCCCUUGGCUAGCCAGGCCUGUGGACUCACAGAAAGAGACACUGCUACAAUUAAAUUACUUAAUGAAACUAGAGAUAUGCUAGAAAGUCCAGAUUUUGGUACAGUUUUAAGCACAUGUUUAAACAGAGGAUUCAGUCGAUUGCUGGACAAUAUGGCCGAGUUUUUUAGACCUACUGAACAGGACCUCUGUCAGAAUGGCUCUGUAAAUAGUCUUUCCAGUGUCAGUCUUCCUUUAGCCAAGAUAAUUCCAAUAAUAAAUGGACAGAUCCAUUCAGUAUGCAGUGAAACUCCUAGUCAUUUUGUGCAGGACCUGUUGAUGAUGGAACAAGUGAAAGAUUUUGCUGCUAAUGUGUAUGAAGCUUUUAGUACCCCUCAGCAGCUAGAGAAAUGAACUGCACAUUAAUAGGAAUAGAUCAUGUAUUCAUAACACAUCCCUUGCAACUACUGACGAGAUUUGGGUUAAUUCUAUAAUGGUGUAGGAGUGGUAGACUAGCAGAGGGAACAUACCUAAAGAAAAAGUUGGGAGUGAGCCCAUAUUUGUUCUAUCUAAUAGAAUUCUGCUUAAAGCACCCAUUUAAAAUACUCUUCCUGAAAGAAUCCCUGUAUGUAGAGAGUUUUCUAUUAAAAAGUGGCUAAACUCUUCCUUAUUUAUGAUAAUUUUUAUUUCAUCCAAAAGGCAUCUCAUGACAGUAUUACAACAAAGUUGUUUAAAAAAAAAAUUGCCUGGGCUGUAGUAAAUUUUGGAAAAAAAACUCAUUAACAAUAAUGAUCAAAGAAUAGCACAGAGCACACUCUUCUUCCCUAAAGCUUUUCUUUUUAUAAAGGAACACUCUUCUUUCCUUGAUGUUAUGAACAUUAUUCCAAAAACUUUCUGAAGAAUGAGACUGUCUUUGUCAACUGAUGCACAUUCCUCAUCAACAUGUUAGGGGGUGGUGUCCCUAUUGCUUUAUACCUAAAGAAUGUGGAUUUUUAGAAGUUUUCUUGUUUAUGCUGUUCAAACAGCAACUGCUGUACACAAUAACUUGUAAAUAUUUUAUCUUAAUUUGUAUUAAUUUUGAGCCCAGUUGUCUGUAUUGUAAUAAAAUAUUUUAAUGUAAA
Messenger RNA from Dromaius novaehollandiae (emu), 2807 nucleotides. It is a transcript of the gene PEX3, whose product is annotated as peroxisomal biogenesis factor 3. Gene Ontology annotation, cellular component: peroxisomal membrane. The coding region runs from base 958 to 2100 and encodes 380 amino acids. The transcript has 12 exons. NCBI's taxonomy places the organism in Eukaryota, Metazoa, Chordata, Aves, Casuariiformes, Dromaiidae. Gene Ontology annotation, molecular function: protein-macromolecule adaptor activity. The record is from RefSeq and is a predicted model, not a curated record. Gene Ontology annotation, biological process: protein import into peroxisome membrane.